GAAGUCCUUCCAGAGACCUGCGACCGACCUAAGAGCCCGGCGCGGGAGAAAUCAGAUCUCCAGGAAGAACGCACUUCCGGUAGGAGGCGCCAGAGAGCGGAAGCAAUAAAUCCAGCAGCGGCGGGAUUCAGAGGCAGUCGGUGGCCCCCAGGAGCCCCUCUCAGUCUCCACACAAGAGCCUUUCAGCCUCGACCUGCGGAGGACAUCAAGAUGAAACUGGCUUCCCUGAAAGAAUCGUUCGUUCUGUCUCAGUGACGGGCCGCGCGGGAUCGGCAGGACGUGCAGACAUGCCCGGGGAAGGAUCCGGUUCCGCGGAGGAGGAGAACGGGAAAGUUUCACCGCUCGUGUGCGAGGACGAGCUCUCGAGCGGCGGCCGGUUCGUGCUGGACGGGCUCGGGUCCGGUCGUUACUUCAUGAUGGGCUCGACGCAGCCGGCGCCGGAGAGCUCCAGCCCGUGUUCCUUGUUUCCGUACGCGAGCCAGACCGGGGCCGUGUACGCCGGUUCGGACGGGUCUCGGUACGCGGCGUCGCUGCACUACGGCUCCGUGCUUCCCUCCGCGGGCUUCUGCCAGUCUCUGUGCGCGGGACGCGGCGACUUCGGCGCGGGAUAUCAGUUCGGACACGGCUCCGGAAACGGCUACCACUCGUACCAGGGCUCCGGUUCCGGUAUCGGCUCCGGCGCGGGACUCAGGGCUCAGGUGUAUCUGUGCAACCGGCCGCUGUGGCUCAAGUUCCACCGGCACCAAACCGAGAUGAUCAUCACCAAACAGGGCAGGAGGAUGUUCCCGUUUCUGAGUUUCAAUCUUACCGGCUUGAGCUUGACGACGCAUUAUAACGUGUUUGUGGAGAUCGUUCUGGCCGAUCCGAACCACUGGAGGUUUCAGGGCGGGAAGUGGGUGACCUGCGGGAAAGCGGACAACAACAUGCAAGGAAACAAGAUCUACGUCCACCCCGAGUCCCCAAACACGGGCGCGCACUGGAUGAGGCAGGAGAUCUCUUUCGGGAAACUCAAACUGACGAACAACAAGGGAGCGACUGCCAACACCGCGCAGAUGAUCGUCCUUCAGUCUCUGCACAAGUACCAGCCCAGGCUUCACGUCGUGGAGGUGUCGGACGACGGGAUGGAAACCUCGGGACGAGACUCCAAGACUCAGGUCUUCAGCUUCCCUGAGAACCAGUUCAUCGCCGUCACGGCCUACCAGAACACCGAUAUCACUCAGCUCAAGAUCGACCACAAUCCUUUUGCGAAGGGCUUUAGAGAUAAUUACGAUUCGAUGUACACGGUUGCGGAGCGCGAGCGCCUCACGCCGUCUCCGUCGGACUCUCCUCGCUCGCGCUACAUGCAGCCCUUCCUUCAGGACCAGUUCGUCAACAACCUGACCCCGAGUCGCCUUUACGGCGGCGAGCGGACGGUCCCUCAGACGAACGGCAUGCUGUCUGCUCCGGCGGAGGACGCUCAGAGGUGGCUGGUCACUUCGGUGCAGCAAAGCAGCGGGAGCAAGCUGGAGCUGACGGCGUACGAGGGCGACUACUCCAGCUCGAUACUACCCUACAGCUUCAAAUCUUUACCUCUGCAGAGCGCUCACUCGCUGGGCUACUACCCAGACGCCACCUUCGCAUCGGUCACCGCCGGAUGGGGCUCCAGGGGCUCUUAUCCCAGGAAAGUGGCGUCCGGGCUGCCCUGGUCUCCCCGGCCGAGUCCCACGGAUUUCACAGAAGACCUCGAUAAAGACAAACCCCGGGAGGCGAGCGCGUUCGGUCAGGCCGCGGCCUGGAUGGACAACACGCCGCCUCUGAAACCUCUGGACUCUGCGGAGCCGAGCAUUUACUCGGUGGUUUGCAAGCGACGGCGGCUGUCUCCGAGCGAGUCCGGAGCCGAGAACUCUCCCGCGGUCAAGUGCGAAGAGUCCGGCGCCUCGGAGAGCUUCGGCAAGGACGCCUCGGCGAACGCCAAGACCAUCGGCUAUUACGCUUUCUACGCCGGCAGCUAGAGAAGCCGCCCGGUGUGAACGAGAUCAGCCGGACUCCUUCGUUUGGCCCUUUUGUAAUUUAUUAAAGUCUCCGACCGAUCGUUUCUCUCUGAAAUAAGAUGAUAUGUCAUUUUGAAAAUGCCGUUGUAUGCAUUAAACCACUGCUGUUUUGGAUUGGUAUUUUUUAAAACAUCCCGUUUCUUAUGAAUGUAGAGUAUUAUUAAUUCUUUUCAAGUAUGCGGACAUGAUGAAACUGAAAACUGGCUCUUCUACCGCAACUCUUAAAAAUAAACUA
Puntigrus tetrazona (Sumatra barb) is the source of this 2265-nucleotide messenger RNA. RefSeq names its product eomesodermin homolog b (gene eomesb). The transcript has 7 exons. The coding region runs from base 288 to 1991 and encodes 567 amino acids. The record is from RefSeq and is a predicted model, not a curated record. Lineage: Eukaryota; Metazoa; Chordata; Actinopteri; Cypriniformes; Cyprinidae. Gene Ontology annotation, molecular function: RNA polymerase II cis-regulatory region sequence-specific DNA binding; DNA-binding transcription factor activity, RNA polymerase II-specific. Gene Ontology annotation, biological process: regulation of transcription by RNA polymerase II; positive regulation of DNA-templated transcription; CD8-positive, alpha-beta T cell differentiation involved in immune response. Gene Ontology annotation, cellular component: nucleus.